This is a messenger RNA of Racocetra persica, 150 nucleotides long. The record is from the annotation of a GenBank genome assembly. Lineage: Eukaryota; Fungi; Glomeromycota; Glomeromycetes; Diversisporales; Gigasporaceae.
GAACUUGCUCGGCAAAUGAAGCCUAAACUUAUGCCAAGGGUAAAGAAAUGUGUAUCAAGUUUCGUCGGUCGUAAGUACCAGAAUAUACCGUUGAGAAAACUUACUCAUGAUGGAACUUGGAAAGAAUCAGAAGAAGAAAUUGCAAGUGUU